Molecule: messenger RNA, 526 nt
Organism: Parnassius apollo (apollo)
Lineage: Eukaryota; Metazoa; Arthropoda; Insecta; Lepidoptera; Papilionidae
Source: the annotation of a GenBank genome assembly
AAGAACAAGUAAAGGACAAGGAGUGACUUUUCACACAUUUCCUGGGCCAGAUCAUGAUAAAAGAGAGUCAUGGAUUCAAUUCAUUCGGAAGAAUCGCAGUGAAGAAAAGUGGUUACCUUCAAAAUAUUCACGCAUAUGUUCCGCACACUUCAAAGAAGAUGAUAAAUACAUCACAAAAACAGGACGAGUUUAUUUGAAGAAAUCGGCAGUACCAUGCGAUAACCCAACAAAAUCUCCACAACCAGAAGUGUUGGAACCAUUGUCUGAAUCAGUGAGCAGUUCGGAUUCAAUUUUCGAUUCGCCGAAAAAAAAUGUACGUAAACAAUACAUACGCAAAGAAUCUGCUACUAAACAAAAACUUUUAGAACAAAUUAGGAAAAUACAGAGACAAAACAUUAAUCUCAAGAGAAGAUGUGCCUUCUACAGAUCAAUUGUGCAAAACUUAAGAGAAAAAUUUAGUCUGGAUUUAAAAACUCGGAAUGAUCUAAAAGCUAAAGAGGAAGUUGUCGACUUAAAACAAAAAUAA